This is a messenger RNA of Eubalaena glacialis (North Atlantic right whale), 3117 nucleotides long. RefSeq names its product mitogen-activated protein kinase 12 (gene MAPK12). The transcript has 11 exons. NCBI's taxonomy places the organism in Eukaryota, Metazoa, Chordata, Mammalia, Artiodactyla, Balaenidae. Gene Ontology annotation, molecular function: MAP kinase activity; ATP binding. The coding region runs from base 578 to 1705 and encodes 375 amino acids. Gene Ontology annotation, cellular component: cytoplasm; nucleus. Gene Ontology annotation, biological process: MAPK cascade; protein phosphorylation. The record is from RefSeq and is a predicted model, not a curated record.
GACAGUGGUUUGCGGUUGGGGGUAGCAGUCGACAAGCUCAGGCUGCCAGGACGGGCCAGCGCCCUGGGGGCGCGGUCGUGAGGAGGAGGCGCGAGCCCCACGGCGCCCCGCUGACACAGCCUCCACUCGGGUCCGCGUAGUUCAUCCCGAGUGCGGAGUGCGGAGGCGGGCCGGGGUCUCGGGCGCCGCGUCUGGGUCUAGGCUGGGACAGAGCUGCGGGGCGGCGCUCCCCUCCCCCAGCCUUCGGCCUCCCCGGCGGCAGCCGCCGCCUCUUGUUUCCGCAGGGGCCGAAGGGCGGAAGGGGCGUCACGUGCGCGCGGCCCGGGGGCCGGUUGGUCCGCCCGCAGGGGAGGGGCCGCGCGCUACCCGGGCGGGGGCUGGGCUCGGGCCGGGGUCGGCGGCUCCGUAGAGCCCGGACGCGAAAGCCGGCAGCAGGGUGCCCCGGCGGCGGCGCGGAGCCGGCUCUGCCCGCGCGGUGGCCCGGGGUGCGCGCCAGGUCGUCUCACGGAUCCCGGGUCCCCGGCCCUCGAGGCGAAGCGUCCGCGGGGUCCGCGGCGGGGGCGGUGCCCGGCCAGCCAUGAGCUCUCCGCCGCCCGCCCGCAAGGGCUUUUACCGCCAGGAGGUGACCAAGACGGCCUGGGAGGUGCGCGCCGUGUACCAGGACCUGCAGCCCGUGGGCUCGGGCGCCUAUGGCGCCGUGUGCUCGGCGGUGGACAGCCGCACGGGCGCCAAGGUGGCCAUAAAGAAGCUGUACCGGCCGUUCCAGUCCGAGCUGUUCGCCAAGCGCGCCUACCGCGAGCUGCGCCUGCUCAAGCACAUGCGCCAUGAGAACGUAAUUGGGCUGCUGGAUGUGUUCACACCCAAUGAGACCCUGGAUGAUUUCACAGACUUUUACCUGGUGAUGCCGUUCAUGGGCACCGACCUGGGGAAGCUCAUGAAGCACGAGAAGCUGAGUGAGGACCGAAUCCAGUUCCUCGUCUACCAGAUGCUCAAGGGGCUGAAGUACAUCCAUGCUGCUGGCAUCAUCCACAGGGACCUGAAGCCCGGCAACCUGGCCGUGAACGAGGACUGUGAGCUGAAGAUCCUGGACUUCGGCCUGGCCCGGCAGGCAGAUAGCGAGAUGACUGGCUACGUGGUGACCCGGUGGUACCGGGCGCCUGAGGUCAUCUUGAAUUGGAUGCACUACACACAGACGGUGGACAUCUGGUCAGUGGGCUGCAUCAUGGCUGAGAUGAUCACAGGGAAGACGCUCUUCAAAGGCAGCGACCACCUAGACCAGCUGAAGGAGAUCAUGAAGGUGACGGGGACGCCUCCCCCUGAGUUCGUGCAGAGGCUGCAGAGUGCCGAGGCUCAGAACUACAUGAAGGGCCUCCCCGAGCUAGAGAAAAAGGAUUUUGCCUCCAUCCUGACCAACGCGAGCCCUCUGGCCGUGAACCUCCUGGAGAAAAUGCUGGUGCUGGAUGCGGAGCGGCGGGUGACGGCGGCCAAGGCGCUGACCCACCCCUACUUCGAGUCGCUGCACGACACAGAGGACGAGCCCAAGGCCCAAAAGUAUGAUGAAUCCUUUGAUGACGUGGACCGCAUGCUGGACGAGUGGAAGCGUGAGUGGGGGCUCUGGGCAGGGCCUGUGGCUGGACCCCACCAGCCCCGUGCAGGUGGCCAGGGCUCAGAGUCCUGGGUCCCCCCACCCUGGGAUGCAGGUUAGGUGAGGAACACAGUGGAGAUCGGGGCAGCUGGGCUUCCGGGCCAAGGCCACCUGAGCACUAGGCCUCUCCCGGCCCCCAGGCCUGCCAGCGUGCCUCCCCACGUCUAGGCCAGAGGCCGGGCUACCCCGGAGGCCCUCAGCACCCACUCCCCCAGGCCUCUGCUCAUACCUCUUGAAUCUUCUGGCCUGUGUGCACCCCUCCUACCUAGACAGCUGCACACCCCUCUCGUCCUGCCAGCAGGAUCAGGUCCACUCCAGGCAGCCCACAGCACCUCCCCUUUCCUCACUACCCCUCGCCCGUCCCCUCUAGCCCCACUGAGCACUUCAGACCUCCCUUUACCUGUGCUCUGCAUCUCCAGGCUUUGCAUUGGCCUGGAGACCGAGGGCCCCUCUCUUCAUCUCUGAGGGCUCCCGGCACCUGCUCAGCCUGAGGCUGGGCUGGGACGCCUGCCCAGUCCCCGGGCCUCCCUCUGCUGGGGCCCUGACGCCCCAUGCUGGAACGGGCCUUGUCUAGCUCCACUCCGGCACGGCAGGCAUCUUCUCUCGGUGGCUGCGGGACCCACCUGGGGGAGCAGGGACGUCUGAGGGCAGCAGUUAGCGCCGACGGAGCUGUGGCACUGGUCGCCACUGUCCUAGACCCCGUCCUGGCUGUGCCGCAGACCUGGGGCCACGGUCCUGGAUGUGGGGGGUGGGGUGGGGCUGGACGCGUUGUGCUUCUCAAACCACAUCUUCAGGGUCAUCGGGGACCCCCGGCAGGGGCUCUGCCCUUAUCUGUGCUGUGUUUUGUGCUUGUAAGUUCUCUGUUGCUAGAAAGAUAACAAGAAAACCGAAAACCAUGGGCCACAGGAUCCUCUUUGCGGUCUCCGCCACAAACUGUAGUGAGAGCUUUUGCUUUUACUACAGACCAUGGUGGACACGUGGUCUGUUUGUGGUUGAGCCCCUGGUCAGGAAUGCAAACUCAUCACCUCCUGUUUCCCUGGGAAAAGCCAGCUUUAUAGCAAGGACCUCUCCACACAAACCUUCCCUGUGUGGAUGGGCCCCUGCACCAGGGUUAGACGAGGGCCUGGGAGGCACCCCACGGGGUAGGAAUACAACUGCCGUGUGCUGGGCAAACCACACAGACCACCUGCUCUAAAGGCACAGUCCUUCCUGAACUGGGCUUGUGGAGUACCAGUGGUCCCCCAAACGGGCGUUCCUGUGGCCAGGUGAGCGUGGGCACCCUGGGGUAGGUGGCGCGGAAAUGUCCUUUUUCUGGCUGCUCAGAGGGGAGGCGGAGCAGCACCCCCCUUCCUUUGGGACGGCUUGCUCUGGGCAUGGUGCAGGGAACAUGAGCACUGGUGAGGAAGCUGGAUGCUGCAGGUGGUUGGUGGGAAUUCCACACUCGUUUAUAAAUUUAUUUAUUUAUUUAUUUA